This is a messenger RNA of Spodoptera littoralis (African cotton leafworm), 736 nucleotides long. The record is from the annotation of a GenBank genome assembly. NCBI's taxonomy places the organism in Eukaryota, Metazoa, Arthropoda, Insecta, Lepidoptera, Noctuidae.
AUGCUGCCUUACUCCCGUGGGUUAAUUCUGGAUAAUACCAGUAAUUAUGGUAUUGUGAAGACGGAGACGGUUUUCGGGUUUGCUCCGAGCAGCCAUGAUGGUUAUGUGGAUGGAGGUUUCAAUUCAACUGAACCAGUGCAGUGGAUUAUUGCGAACAGUAACUUCGCACCCAGGUCCUUACAAGUUACAGAUUCCGAACCAAGAGACCUCAAAACCCAACCAAAAGUAGAACCCAGACACAAAAAGGGUAAGAAGAAGAAGGGUAACAAAAAACAUUCAAAUAAAAAACGCAAGGGUAAAGGAAAACUUAAAGGUCAGAAGUGUAUCUUCAAGGUCUUUAAAAAGUCGUCAAAGAAGAGAAGAGGUGGCAACAAAUUUCCGAAGAUGCACAAGAAGUAUAUGAUGCCGUUGAUUCUUGGGCUUCUAGCUGCUAAGAGCCUGUUGAUUCCCAUAGCUUUGAAGGCAUUAGCAUUCUUGUCUGCUAAAGGUCUCAUGAUGGGCUUCUUCUCAACUGUAAUGGCUUCAGUUCUAAGCCUAAAAGGUAUGUUUGACCACAGCCACAGCUACCAGAAUAGGAAGGACGACACCAAGACUCAGGUGGAAAUCAUCCAAGUACCUUCGAAGAGUGAAGACCAUGUUUACUAUGAUGAGCAUUACAAAAGGGGGGAUUAUGUUCCUGUUCCUGUGAUGGUGCAUUGAUGGUGAUUGUGAAUAUGAUGAGAAAUAAAUGGGCAGG